Zootoca vivipara (common lizard) is the source of this 3224-nucleotide messenger RNA. RefSeq names its product left-right determination factor 2-like. NCBI's taxonomy places the organism in Eukaryota, Metazoa, Chordata, Lepidosauria, Squamata, Lacertidae. Gene Ontology annotation, cellular component: extracellular region. Gene Ontology annotation, molecular function: cytokine activity; transforming growth factor beta receptor binding; growth factor activity. Gene Ontology annotation, biological process: anterior/posterior axis specification. The record is from RefSeq and is a predicted model, not a curated record.
GUUGCCAUGUCUUUUCCUUCAUGGAGAUUGGGCAGACAACAACACAAUGACUGGAGGAAACCUGAGUUGUUUAGCGGCACAGAGAGCUUUGGGAACGUGUAGAGAGUCUUCUAAAUAUUUCUGUUUUAAGUUCAAAUGCACUGGAAGGUGUCACUAUAGCUUGAAUGUAUCAAAGGGGAUGUAACACUUUCAAGCUCCCUGCCUCACUUCUGCUUGUGGAAUUUGUAAUGCCAGUGGGAUCAGACUUGCUAUAUAAAGCCACCACAUUAGAUCGCUUUCCCAUUCAGGCAGCUCGAAACCUUGCAGAGCUGUCUCUUCUUCCCCAAGAACAGCUUGUGCCGAGGAGAGAGAAAGAGAGAGAGAUUUAGGGGCUCUUCUACCCACUGAUAGCUAGGCAAAGGAUGGCUGUGAAUCUCAGAUGCUUGGUAAGCUGUGCUCUCAUCAUAGCUGCCACCGCGAAUGGAUUUACUCAGAAAGGACUCAAACAGAUAUUGCUGGAUAAAUUAGGGCUUCCUGAGGUCCCUGCUCUUCAGAGGACAGACAUGGAAAAUCUGGUCAUUCCAGAAAAUAUAAGGAAUAAAUACAUGUCUAUGCUGAAGCGCCGCCGAGAGAAGCGGAGAGCAAUGCCAAGUCUAGCUGGAAUCCUGAGAGGAAUUCCCGGCAAUGCAGAUAUUCCUGGAGACAUUCUCUAUUCGGACACCACCCGUCAGAAACUUAUCUUUGACAUGGAAGGCAGGAUACCAGCAAACAGCGAAGUCACCAUGGCUGAGCUGAAGCUUUUCAAAAAGCCCCUGGAGAGGAAACACCUGCCCAGCAAGCCAUCCCAUCGGCCAGUCAUGAAUGCCAGGGUGAGCGUGUACUGGGUGCAGCCCCAAGAGAAUGGCACCAACCGGACCUCUUUGAUUGAUUCCAGGUUAGUUCCACUUAUGGAGUCUGGCUGGAGGAAUUUCGAUGUCACCCAGGCAGUACAUUUUUGGCUGAAGACCAAGAUGCAGGGGCCGAUGCUCCUGGAGAUCUGGAUUGAAGGAGAAAGAUUAGGCAGCUAUGCCUCUGAAAUGGCCAAGAGUGUGCGCUUUACUUCUCAGGAUCCUUCGGACAAAGCACUGGGCAAGCCUGAGUUGGUGCUUUAUACCCUUAACCUGGAAGACUAUGGGGGACCUGGGGAUUGUGAAGGAGGAACCCUGACUGAAAAGACCAGCUGCUGCCGCCAGGAACAUUACAUCAAUUUCCGAGAGCUGACCUGGACACAGUAUUGGAUUAUCGAGCCAGCAGGCUACCAGGCUUACCACUGUGUGGGUGGCUGCCGGCAACCCAAGAACUUGCUGCGCCAUUUUGGCUACGGGGAGAGAACCUGUGCUGUGCUGGAGAGCUCUCCGCUGCCCAUGAUGUAUCUUGUCAAGAAGGGAAACUACACUGAAAUUGAGGUGGCAGAGUUCCCUAAUAUGAUUGUAGAAAAAUGUGGCUGCAUCAUGGACAAUAUAGCAGCGGUCUAACCACACACCAAACACAGAAUGGCAGAAAGGCAAGAGGUAGCUUGUUGCAGGGUGCUCUUUCCCUAGUUCAACCAGAAAACUGAGUUCUCCUAACUCUGACCACAUAUCACCCGUGGCACACUGAAUUCGGUUGCUGGUCUUCUUAAUACAUUUCAACAAUAAUUUGGUUCCUCUCCUGUCAUAGGUAUACAAUCUUGCAGUCGCAAAUGCAGGUUAUUCCAAUCUGGAUGGAAUUUUGCCACGUAUAACUUGUAUGUCUGCCUUUCAUGGCCAUGAUGGCUGUGUUCUGCCUCCACUGUUGCUGGGAAUCUCAAGUGGGAAGAAUGCUGUUGCACCUAGGCCCUGCUUGUGGGCUUCUCACAGGUAUCUGGUUGGCCACUGUGAGAACAGGAUGCUGGACUAAAUUGGCCUUUGGUCUUACUGGGUACUUAAAUUCUAUUUACUGAGGGUUUGUUUGUUUGUUUGUUGCUGGCCUAUCAUUUUCCAUGGUGGGGCAGCAAAGUAGGAUAUAAUCCCAAAUUCAGUGUGUGAUAGCAGUUUGUUAAUGAUAGUUGAAAGCUGUCAGCACCAGAGAUAGAUUGCUGGAGUAGAUGGAUUUUUCACCGAUCCUUCGUGACAGCUCUUCUGUUCUUACUAACAAAACAUCCAUCAAAACAAGGGAUAGGCCUAGGCACCUGUAUUAUGAGAGGACAGCAUCCUACAAGAAGCACUUUGAGAUGAAUUGCAUGUGCCUCCAAGCAGAGUCCUACAGCACCUCUUGCAGGAUCCCUGUGGGUAAAGGCUAAGCCCUUGGUAUCAGGGAUGGAGGACAGGUUUACCUUCACUUGCAACAGUGCGGUGUAACUUUCUCCCAUGGCAGUGAAUUGCUGCAAUUCACUACUGUGGAGAAAAAGUAAAGGGAUGUACCGUAUUGAGGGUAGAGGUUUUCAAGCUUUUGGAGUGCACGGCUACCUUGACCAAACCCAUUCUUUCUGCGGCACUCCUGUGGGGCUCAGGAGCCCAGUUAUGUCACCCCUUGCCUGCCAAGCUGAAAGCCUCUCACCCUUUUUCAAACACCCUCCCUUUUGCAGUGUUCCCUCAGCCUCUUCUCCUCUCGCCUCUCCUUGGGAGUCCUCCAGGCAGCUGCCACAGCCACCCCAAUCUCUGAGCUGCCUCAGCUCCUGGCAACCAGCACCAUUUGCCUGGGGAGCUUGUAGCCAGGGCUGCUGCAACAAACAGCUGUGCUAGCCCACUGAAACCAAAAGAGUAUUAAAAGUGUGUCACCUUUCCUGGAUCACACCCAUGGAAAGUUUUGCAUUUCCCAGCUGCACUGAUUUUAAUGGGAGAGUAAAGUGUGUAGUUAAAUAUCUCCAGUUUGAAAUCAAUGGGUCAGCUUUGACUGGAUUGAGGCCAUCUAUAGACAUUGAUUUGACUAUUCAGUUCAACUUGCUCCCAGACCAUGACCAACAUUCUGUCCUUUACUAUCUUAGGAAUCAUAAAAAGCACUUACCUAUUAAUAAUAUAGAAUCCAUAUAUAUUCUCUGUCCUUAUUUGCUAUCUUCAUCAGAAGGCUGAUCUAUGUACCUUAUGGGUUAAAAAGUGAGGCAGAAACCCUGUAAUAAGUGGGACUUGUGUGUAAGGAUGCUUGCUCCAUAUGCUUGCAGGAUCUCAUCCUUUUUUAUUUGUAACAUACAACUAAUGUGAUUGAUGAGUUUCCCCUGAAUUUUGUACAUCUUGACAUACUAGGGAAAA